Molecule: messenger RNA, 782 nt
Organism: Spea bombifrons (plains spadefoot toad)
Lineage: Eukaryota; Metazoa; Chordata; Amphibia; Anura; Pelobatidae
Product: membrane-associated phosphatidylinositol transfer protein 3-like
Exons: 3
Coding region: 150-395 (81 amino acids)
Source: RefSeq, a predicted model, not a curated record
GUAGGAUUAGAAUAAAGCACACAGCAGCUUCCACUGCUAUGAAAUCUCAUCCAGAGAUCAGGGGCAGGGAAGGAAUACUCAGUGCUUGUUUGUGAGCCAGCAGACAACUGCAAGGUUGGAUUAACAGAGACUUGGGAGAGAGUGUAAAGAUGGCAAGAGCACCACAGACAGGGGCAUCACGCAGGUUUAGUGGGGCACAGUGGCACCUGCAGAAAAUUGUGAAUGACUCAGUAGACAGCUCUGAUGAUGAGUUCUUUGAUGCCCGAGAAGAAGUAGUUGAAGGAAAAAAUGCCAUCCUGAUUGGAAUGAGUCAAUGGAAUUCCAAUGACUUAGUAGAACAGAUCGAGACUAUUGGAAAAUUGGAGGACAGUGCAGGUAAGCAAGUUUUCUUUUAGUACUGAGUGAUAUUGACAUUUCUUGGAAGUAAGCAAAUAUACAUUUUAAAGUACUUUGAUAGAAUUUCUAUAAAGACCUAUGGAUUUAAUUGCUUACCUCAAUUGCAAUGCCAUCGCUGCUGUCUUUUUAAUCCUGUAUUACCUUUAUUUACUGAACUGUUAAACCUCCAGAAGCUACAUGCAUAAAAUGUUGUAUGCAUGUAGUUUAUGGAGGUUUGACAGUUCAGAAACUAAAGAAACUAUAUGCAUACAACAUUGUACCAUAUUGUAUUCUUCUUUCUCCUUUAAACUCACCUCAGUUUCUCCACUAUCACUUAAGAAAAAAGAUUAAGCUGAUUGAGAGGAAUAAAAAUCACACAAAUCAAGACAGCAGGGAUGACAUGUUGA